AUGCUCACGUGGAGAACUAGAUUGCACCUUAAAACGAACACAGGUGAAUAUACAACAGAGCAAAUCAACAUCAGAAGAGGGCUUUUCCAGGGAGACAAACUGAGCACACUCUGGUUCUGCCUCGCAAUUAACUUUUUGAGCAAAUUGCUUAACAACACCAGGUACGGCUAUAUCAUUGAAAAAAGAAACAACACCAAAAUCAGUCACCAGCUUUACAUCGACGACCUCAAAUUGUACGCUGCAAAUGAAGACCAACUAUUAAAACAGCUCAGAAUCGUGACAUCAUUCACAGAAAAUAUAAAAAUGGAACUGGGCUUAGAUAAAUGUGCUGUACUACAUAUGAAAAGGGGAAAGCUGAUAGAGGGAGAAGCCAUGCUUAUAAACCAAGGGUUAGAAAUGCAGAGGAUGGGACCAGAAGAUACUUACAAGUAUUUGGGAAUUAAACAGGGGCUUGAAAUCAGAACAAAAGAAGCCAAAGAUGCUUUUAAAACUAAGUUCAUGGAAAGGCUGAAGAAGGUACUCCAAAGUAAACUGAAUGCGAAAUCAACAUUCACGGCAAUUAAAGCGUGGGCGAUGCCAUGUCUUACUUAUUCCUUCGGCAUCAUUAAAUGGUCAACCACCGAUCUAAGAGCAAUAGAUACCCAAGUAAGAGUACUCUUGACUAGGUAUGGAAUGCAUCACCCCCAUGCUUCGGUAAUAAGACUGCACAUGCCAAGAAGUGAGGGAGGAAGAGGUUUACAACAGGUUGAAAACACCCACAACACUGUGGUCAAGCAAAUGACAGAGUAUUUUAAAUCAAAGAACUCACCUUUCUUCCGAGCGAUAGCAGAAGAGGACCAAAAUAUCACAGCUCUAAACCUGGCAUCAACAACGCCCCCUAUAGAAAGCCCAAACAUCGAGGAAGCUGCACGAGAAUGGCACGGUAAAGCCCUACAUGGAAGAUAUCCCACUGCUCUGAAAUGGAAUAAAAUUAACAAGGAAAAGUCUAUCUCAUACCUGAAAGCAGGUUAUCUUUUCCCGGAGACGGAAGGAAGACUGGCAGCCAUCCAGGACCAAGUGAUACCUACGAGAGCCUACCUGAAAAACAUAGCACGAAAGAACUUACCAACAGAUCUAUGUCGCAGAUGCUCACAAUCCGUGGAAACAAUCCAACACAUUACUUCAUCCUGUUCGACCCUCGCUCCCAGAGAAUACACGGAUCGCCACAAUGCCAUGGCAAAAGUUUACCACCAGGCACUUGCUAUAAAACAUGGGUUAUUGAAACAACAUAAAAAAGUUUAUGAAUACUCACCACAAACACUACUAGAGAAUGCAAACCUGAAGCUAUACUGGGAUCAUCCACUGAUUACUGAUAGGCCAAUUUCACACAACCGACCAGACAUAGUUAUCUUUGACAAAAAAGAAAAAACAGCGAUAAUAAUUGACAUCACGGUUCCAGCGGAUGACAACGCUGAGAAAGCCUAUAUUGAAAAAAUAGUGAAAUAUCAUGACUUGGCGUUUGAACUGAAACAAAUUCACCAACUUACCUCCACUCUGAUCCUUCCAUUGGUCAUCACGACCAAUGGUCUUGUUGAGAUGCAUCUGAUCCAACACACCAAGCGGCUUGGACUUGACGAAAGUCUUAUCGAUGUAGCCCAGAAGGAAGUCAUUCUGUGGACUACAAGAAUAGUCAGAAGAUUUCUAACCAGCAGCUGA
This is a messenger RNA of Coccinella septempunctata (seven-spotted ladybird), 1695 nucleotides long. RefSeq lists its product as uncharacterized. Bases 1 to 1695 code for a protein of 564 amino acids. NCBI's taxonomy places the organism in Eukaryota, Metazoa, Arthropoda, Insecta, Coleoptera, Coccinellidae. The record is from RefSeq and is a predicted model, not a curated record. The transcript has a single exon.